This is a messenger RNA of Penicillium psychrosexuale, 1419 nucleotides long. Its product is annotated as ammonium permease MEP2. Gene Ontology annotation, molecular function: ammonium channel activity. The coding region runs from base 1 to 1419 and encodes 472 amino acids. Gene Ontology annotation, cellular component: plasma membrane. NCBI's taxonomy places the organism in Eukaryota, Fungi, Ascomycota, Eurotiomycetes, Eurotiales, Aspergillaceae. Gene Ontology annotation, biological process: ammonium transmembrane transport. The record is from RefSeq and is a predicted model, not a curated record. The transcript has 6 exons.
AUGGCUGAAUAUCCGGUUGCGUACAAUGGCACCACCGACACUGGUGGUGACUCGCUUCAUGAUGACUUGAACAUCUACUACAGUUCUGGUGAUAUCUCAUGGGUCAUUGUAUCCACAGCCCUAGUGUUGCUGAUGAUUCCUGGAGUUGGAUUCUUCUACUCCGGUCUAGCUCGUCGCAAGUCAGCACUCUCGCUGAUAUGGCUCUCGAUCAUGUCGGUCGGUGUGGUUUCAUUUCAAUGGUUCUUCUGGGGUUAUUCACUGGCCUUCUCCCACUCAGCCGGUACCUACAUCGGUAACCUCGAUAACUUCGGCUUCAAGGGUGUUCUCGCCGCGCCAUCUGUGGGAAGUGACAAGGUUCCCGAUCUCCUGUUCGCCAUCUUCCAGGGCAUGUUCGCCGCUAUUACUGUUGCUCUUGCUGUCGGCGCAGUCGCUGAGCGUGGUCGCAUGCUCCCCUGCAUUAUCUUCAUGUUCGUCUGGUCCACUAUCAUCUACGACCCCAUCGCCUGCUGGACAUGGAACUCGUCGGGAUGGGUGUUCAAGCUCGGAGGUCUUGACUUUGCUGGUGGUACCCCCGUACACAUUGCUUCCGGAUCUGCCGCGCUCGCCUACUCCCUGAUGCUCGGCAAGCGUCGUGGCCACGGAACCCACGAGCUCAACUACCGCCCUCACAAUGUCACCCACGUUGUCAUCGGCACCGUGUUCCUGUGGGUCGGCUGGUUCGGAUUCAACGCUGGCUCUGCUCUCUCUGCCAACCUGCGUGCGGUUAUGGCUGCCGUUGUCACUAACCUGGCUGCCUCCGUUGGAGGUGUGACCUGGUGUUUGAUGGACUACAGACUGGAGCGCAAGUGGUCGACCGUCGGCUUCUGCUCUGGUGUCAUUGCUGGUCUUGUUGCUAUCACCCCCGGCUCUGGAUUCGUCACUCCCUGGGCUGCUUUCAUCUUCGGUGUGGUUGGUGCCAUUGCAUGCAACUACGCUACUAAGCUCAAGUUCCUCCUUGGAGUUGAUGACGCUCUCGAUAUCUUUGCUGUCCACGGUGUCGGGGGUCUGGUUGGAAACCUCCUGACUGGCAUUUUCGCUGCUGAUUAUAUUGCGCAUCUGGAUGGUGUCACCGAGAUCGAUGGCGGCUGGAUCAACCAUCACUAUAUCCAGCUGGGAUACCAGCUUGCCGACUCGGUCACCGGAAUGGCAUACGCCUUCUUCGGAACCUGUAUCAUUCUCUUCAUUAUGAACCUCAUCCCGGGUCUUAGCUUGCGCGCACCCGAGGAAGAUGAGAUCAUGGGUAUUGACGACGCCGAAAUUGGCGAGUUUGCCUACGAUUAUGUCGAGAUCCGCCGUGAUGUUGUCGAUGGCGUUGAGAGCUCAGAAACUGCCUCCAAGCGCACUACUACACCCACCGGCGAGAUUGACACCAAGGCUUAG